AUGGCGACUGAUGAGGAGCUGUUGAAGCUCCUGAAGGAGCCCACAGAAGAGGAGCUCUCCAUGCCUCCAGAGGAGGCCCUCCUCAAGUGUUAUGAGUGGGAGGACUUCUUCCAGUACUGUGACACCCUACGCACCAACAAGUUCUGGACCACUACUCAAGGCAAGCAAGCCAUCAACUGGAAGAAGCUCAUCAGCUCAAUGCCUGAGGCUCAGAAGCUCAAUGAGGCAGAACAGAGGAAGCUACAAGAAAAUCUGCACAACUACACCAGCAUCAUGAAGAAGUUCCUCAACAUCAACAGUUGGCCCAAGAGUGCCACAUACCUCAAGAAUUUGUAUGCUGAAUCCAAAGAACCCAUGCCAAUCACACCCCUCUAUCUUCACUCGAUUUCCAAUCCAAUUCUGCUUCAUGUCCUCAAGCACAUCUCAACUGAACAGCACAAGCAGAUCCAAGUGGGCAACAAGUACAAUAUCAGCAAGAACGCCUUCAAGGAGCUCCUCAUUGCCUGCCAGAGACAUGUCAAGUUCCUGAGCAAGGCGAGAAAGGUGGCUACACACCUCAUGGAUAGGGACUUCAUCCACCUCAAGAACAAGGUGGCUACUGGAGAGUGGGAGCAACUUCUUCUGAUCCUCAGCAAUCCACACAUCAAAAUUGAAGACGUUAUCCAAGAGUUGCAAGAGAGGAUUCAAAAGGAGAAAGAGGAGAAGGAGAAAGCUGAAGAAAAGGAGAAACAUAGAGCAAAGGCUAAAGGCAAGAGGAAAUCCACUGACUUGGCAGAAGAACCUUUUGAACCAGCACAAACACAUGACAAAACCAGAUCCAACCAGAAGCUCCUCUGCAAGUGCAUCAAACAGCUCUGGGUCACUCACACAAAUCCCAAGCUAGUUGACAUUGUCCUGUGUGACAUUGAUGCAUCCACUUGCCACUGGGAUCAGCACAGGCUGAACCAGAUGAUGGGUUACACCAAUCCAAAUCAACAUGACUGCUUUGCUGCCGUCCUGACAACCAAUGUGCUGGAAAUGGUGGCUCUUCUCAACCUCCUUGCUGACAAGAAUAGCCCCUGGCAGCUUCUGCGUCUCAUCUCAGGGAGCAUCCCCAACAUCCACUCCAAGAGUGCCAGUGGGGUCCAACACAAUGAGUCGCUGCUGGUCCAGGACAUCACCAAGAUUCCCAAGCUCAUGGCCUACAAGAAGCCCUCCCUCAUCAAGAGGUGGAACCUGAAGUGGUCCACAUUGCUCCUCAAGUGCAUCAACUGA
Acanthamoeba castellanii str. Neff is the source of this 1254-nucleotide messenger RNA. RefSeq lists its product as uncharacterized. NCBI's taxonomy places the organism in Eukaryota, Discosea, Longamoebia, Acanthamoebidae. The record is from RefSeq and is a predicted model, not a curated record. The transcript is spliced from 8 exons. The coding region runs from base 1 to 1254 and encodes 417 amino acids.